CGGCUUGCAACCGCCGUGCCUCCUCCCUCGCAGGGCGAAGGAGAGAAGCCAGGACGGCCCUUCCAGGAGAGGACCGCGGGAAGCAGCAGGAGAGAGCCGCGGGUGCCCUCGGAGCGCUCCCCUCCUUCGUUCUCCCCCUCCCCGGGCUCUGGGGGGGAGUCACUCCGGAUGGAGGAGCCCGUGUGAACAGGUUGGCUUGGAAGGAGGUAGAAGUGGAAAUGUCCCAAGGAGCAGCAGCACAUGGGACUUCUAACGCUCAGGACCGGGGAUGGGCCUGGAUGGUCUUGUUGGCCACCGUGCUGCUUCAGGGGCUAACGCUUAGCUUCCCCUCUUGCACUGGGGUCUUCUUCACAGACCUGCAGCAUGAGUUCCAAGCCACCAACAGUGAGACGUCAUGGUUCCCAUCCAUCAUGACAGCAGUGCUGCACGCAGGUGGGCCCCUCUGCAGCAUUUUGGUGGAGCGAUUCGGCUGCAGGUUCACUGUGAUGGUGGGUGGCCUACUCAGUGGAGUGGGCAUGGUUGCCAGCUCCUUCUCUAAGUCCAUCAGCCAGCUCUACAUAACAGCCGGCUUCAUUACUGGCCUAGGAUCCUGUUUUGGCUUCCAGGCGGGAGUGACUGUGCUGGGCUACUACUUUGUGCGCCGACGGGCUUUGGCCAAUGCCCUAGCAUCCACCGGUGCCUCCAUUGGCCUCACACUGUGGCCGUUGAUCUCUCAGUACUUGCUGGAUGAAAUGGGCUGGAGAAACUCUUUCCUCAUCUUUGGCGGCGUGCUGUUGAACGCUUGUGUCUGUGGGGCCGUGAUGAGACCAGUCCAGCUUGGGCCUCCCAGGUCACCGCUGCAGCCCAGCCCUGGACAGAAGCCAGGCAACUCAGCUGAAGAUGCACAGCUGUCCAACGGAGCCACACCUCAUCAGGUGGAGCCCCCGCAGCAGGCCAGGUUUGCUGCUUGCAAGCGGACGCUGCGGAAGUACCUGGCUUUUGAUAUCUUCUGCAAAAAUAAAGGUUACCAGAUUUACACCAUUGGCGUGGCCUGGAUGGUGAUGGGCUUUGUGCUGCCCCUCAUCUACCUGGUGCCCUAUGCCAUCCGGAACGGGGUAGAGGAGCGCAAGGCUGCCCUCCUUAUCUCCAUCAUCGGCUUCAUUAACAUCUUCAUGCGCCCCAUGGCUGGGCUGCUCUCAGGACUCAAUAUCUUCACCGGGAAGCGGAUUUACCUGUUCAGCCUAGCCACACUACUCAAUGGGCUCAGCAAUCUCAUCUGCGUCAUCUCAGCCGACUUCAGCACACUUAUCCUCUACUGCCUCAUCUACAGCAUGUCCAUGAGUGGCAUUGGGGCGCUGAUCUUCCAGGUGCUGAUGGAUGUGGUGGAGAUGGACAGGUUCUCAAGUGCCUUAGGUCUCUUCACCAUCCUGGAGAGUGUCACCAUCCUCCUUGGACCCCCACUUGCAGGUCUUCUGGUGGAUAUAACUGGCCAGUUCAGUUAUGUCUUCUAUGCCUCCAGCUUCUUCAUGGUGUCAGCUGCACUCUUCAUGGGUCUCAGCUUCUGUGCUUUGGACAGAAAGAACAAACUGAAAGAGGCUCUGAAGCCAACCUCCCAUAGCCCCUCUAGAUACCAAUACACUGAAGUGCCAACUAACCCAGAGUCUGAAAAACAAGCUCCUCCUGCCGUCAUUUACAUCACAAGCAUCUGAACGAAGAGGAACCCGGAGAAUUCUGUGACCCACACAACCACAACAUGUAGCGUAACCGGAGGAAGAUGGGGGGAAAUGUCUGUUUUCCACAAUAACCCAUCUGGGUCCUGCAGUGAGCAUCUACUCAGCAGCGCUGCCUCAGAUCCAGAUGGAAGAUCCAGAUCAAAGGCAGAGCCCAAAGCCUUGCAACAGCCAGAAAGCCAAAGAACAAGGAGCACUUCUUAUACUUGGUGCAAGCCCAUAAGGCAAGGAUAGUAGUUCUGUGACUUAAUAAGUUACACUUCAAGCUAAUAGAAUUAAAUUGACAGUGACUUUUUUUUUUUUUUUAAGGCUGUACAUUUUUUGUAUAUUUUAUUUUUAAGACUAGAAAGAUUUAUUAGGUUAUGUACUACAAUGAUCCCUAACACAGCGUCAGUCAGUCAGUCCUGGAAGAGCUAAAAUACCACUGAAUCGCCUUGUCUGGACAUGCCAACCUAGCAAAGACUAACUUUGCAGUAAGAAAAGAAGUACUUGUGGCACCUUAGAGACUAACAAAUUUCUUUGAGCAUAAGCUUUCGUGAGCUACAGCUCACUUCAUCGGAUGCAUUUGGUGAAUGCUUUGCAGUGAAAUCAUCUGGUUGCCUCUCACAAGGGGCAGGGAAAACCCCUUUCCCGGGGGAUGCGUUGCUGCUUUCUCCCCCCCAUCUCUGGAUAUCGUAUGGAAUAUUACACAGGUUGUAGAACCCAGGCUAGCGCUUGCUAUCAGUUGUGUCUAGGCCAAAGUUAUUUUUUACAAGCUAGUAACCAAAUCAUUCUUGCAUUUCAAGGGUAUAUUCAGGAAAACAAAGGUUCAGAUCCAAAGCCCCAAUAAAACUGGACAGACUCAAAGUGCCUACAUUUUAUAGCCUGUGCCAUGAUGUCUUAAGCUCUCUCCUCUCCACCUUCACGAAGGUGUGUUGCAAGAAAGAAUGUGACAGUUCAUGGCCAGUGUAAAUGCACUAAGAAACAGGGAGAAUGAGUGGCAAAUACAGGGAUGGACAUUUUUUCUUUCCAGCACUAGUCCAGGACCAGUACUUUGAAAAAUGUACUGGCCUGAAAGCAAUUGCACUAGUCCAGACCUACGGCCAAGUUCAGAGUCAGGAUAAGCUAGACUCUGUUACACUCAGAGGGCCAGAUCCUCAUCUUAUGUAAAUGGGAGUAGCUCCUCAUCCAGACUCUCAGACUUAAUUACACCCAUUUUCCAGUAUAAAAGGGAGUCUACGCUGGUGUCAUUUACAUACCAAAGAGUCAGAAGAAAUUGGGGCAGGGAGGUUUGGGGGAAAAUUUAGUUUUACUUACACACUCCCGUUAGUGAUCUUUCUUUCUACAUUCCUUUUUUGUGGCCUUAGCAUGUGAGUUAUACCAGCUUGACAUCCCUUUGGUCUCUUAAUGAACCAAAUUCAGAGAUGAGGGGUAAGCUAAAUGUGGAUAUAAGUUACAUGUUGGUAAAUGGGUUGUCCCCAUAUAAAUGGAAAGGAGUCUAUAGGACAUUUAAGAUGGUGUAACACGGAAGAAGCUAUCACUUUGCCAGCUUAGACUCUUCUCUGGAUGUGGCACAAGAUACCAGCUAUCAUAACGCACAUAAAUACAUUUUUGCUUUUACUCUGCUUCAGUUCUGAAAUGACUAACAGCAGAUCUUUCCAGAACACUGGAGGUGGAGAUUAAUGCUUUAAACCCUUUGAAAGAUGGGAGUUUAAGAUGCUCUCAGAAAGUAGAAGCAUUGGCUUCUAGCUUUAGUGGUUGCCAAAAAAACAGAUACUGAAGUCAUGUCACAAUUCAUAAU
Dermochelys coriacea (leatherback sea turtle) is the source of this 3489-nucleotide messenger RNA. RefSeq names its product solute carrier family 16 member 5 (gene SLC16A5). Gene Ontology annotation, biological process: transmembrane transport; monocarboxylic acid transport. Lineage: Eukaryota; Metazoa; Chordata; Testudines; Dermochelyidae. Bases 219 to 1688 code for a protein of 489 amino acids. Gene Ontology annotation, molecular function: monocarboxylic acid transmembrane transporter activity. The transcript is spliced from 5 exons. The record is from RefSeq and is a predicted model, not a curated record.